CUAAAACACAGUAGCUCCACUCUGAACACAUAUUUCCUUGUUCCCUCCCCUUCAGAUCUGCAGUUGGAUGAUGGGUGGAACCAACAUGUGGUGACGAGGAAGAGCUGACAGGCUCCCUUCUCUGAACAAACACAUGAUUUGUAGAUCAGAGCUCAGACUAGUUUCAGGUUAAAGCAAGUGAAACUAACACAGUCAAUGUUACUGAGAUGUGAAAUGGCAGAGAGAAGAGAUCAGUUAAACCAAGAAACAUUUUCUUGUUCCAUCUGUCUGGAUCUACUGAAGGAUCCGGUGACUAUUCCCUGUGGACACAGCUACUGCAUGAACUGUAUUAAAAUCCACUGGGAUGAAGAGGAUCAGAAGGGAAUCUACAGCUGCCCUCAAUGCAGGAAAACUUUCAUACCAAGACCUGUCCUGGAGAAAAGCACCAUGUUGGUAGCUUUAGUGGAGCAGCUGAAGAAGACUGGACUCCAAGCUGCUCCUGCUGAUCACUGCUAUGCUGGACCUGAAGAUGUGGCCUGUGAUUUCUGCUCUGGAAGAAAACUGAAAGCCAUCAAAUCCUGUUUAUUCUGUCUGGCCUCUUACUGUGAGAAACACCUUCAUCCUCAUUAUGAAUCACCUACAUUCAAGAAACACAAGCUGGUGGAGCCCUCCAAGAACCUCCAGGAGAACAUCUGCUCUCGUCAUGAUGAGGUGAUGGAGAUGUUCUGCCGUACUGAUCAGAAGUGUAUCUGUUAUCUCUGCUCUGUCGAUGAACAUAAAGGCCACGACACAGUCUCAGCUGCAGCAGAAAGGACUGAGAGGCAGAGAGAGCUGGAGGUGAGUCGACAAGAAAUCCAGCAGAGAAUCCAGGACGGAGAAAAAGAUGUGAAGCUGCUUCAACAGGAGGUGGAGGCCAUCAAUCACUCUGCUGAUAAAACAGUGGAGGACAGUGAGAAGAUCUUCACUAAGCUGAUCUGUCUCAUCCAGAAAAGAAGCUCUGAUGUGAAGCAGCAGAUCAGAUCCCAGCAGGAAACUGCAGUGAGUGGAGUCAAAGAGCUUCAGGAGAAGCUGGAGCAGGAGAUCACUGAGCUGAAGAGGAAAGACGCUGAGCUGAAGCAGCUCUCACACACAGAGGAUCACAACCAGUUUCUACACAACUACCCCUCACUGUCAGCACUCAGUCCUUGGUCCUCCAGAGUAGGAGUGUAUCUGGAUGACAGAGCAGGUAUUCUGUCCUUCUACAGCGUCUCUGAAACCAGGACUCUCCUCCGCAGAGUCCAGACCACAUUCACUCAGCCGCUCUACGCUGGACUUCGUGUUGGUUCUGGAUCCAGUGCUGAGUUGUGUAAAGUGAAGUAAAGUUAUUUUCUCUGCUUGUUGCUGAGACUUCAUUGUUGUGAUGUCUCUGCUCUGCUGUUCUGUUGUUAAUUUUACUUUUUUAUUUGCUGGUUUUUCCUGUUUGUUUCUUUUUGGAGGAAAUCGCUGCUAAUGAUG
Messenger RNA from Melanotaenia boesemani (Boeseman's rainbowfish), 1473 nucleotides. Its product is annotated as E3 ubiquitin/ISG15 ligase TRIM25-like. Lineage: Eukaryota; Metazoa; Chordata; Actinopteri; Atheriniformes; Melanotaeniidae. The record is from RefSeq and is a predicted model, not a curated record. The transcript has 2 exons. The coding region runs from base 196 to 1338 and encodes 380 amino acids. Gene Ontology annotation, molecular function: zinc ion binding.